GUUUGCCUACUCUAGGACACGUCAAAUUAUCUCACUACCGCACAGUUGUGUUAGUCAUUUCGAGCUGUUUGACAGUUCGUUUCGAAAUAGUUCGGGGCGAGAGAGUUAGUCGAUAUCUUGUGUGCUUCGCGAUCUUCCGGUCGACACCCACCUUCGGCCAAGAUCAGGCGGCACCCUAUUGCCGAUUCGGCAUGGGUGAUUCUUUGGACGGUUCCGGGGAGCCAUCCCCGGAAUCACAGAAUGUUGCAGUCGUCGAAUUCACCGCAUUCGCGAAUUAUCUACGUAAAGCGGUUACCGUGCUGCUACCGGAUGAGGACGUGAUGCCGCCCGCGUUCAACAUGGCCCUCGAAGAAAGAUAUAACCAGGAUUGCAUACGUAAAUUCCUCGGUGAUUCACAAGUCAGUUCGCUCUAUAUACAGAGAAGUUCGACCAAAGAAGAAGAUAGUGGUGAGGGAGACGAAGACAAGGAAAAUGCAAUUUAUUAUAUAUCAAAUGAGAUACGUUUCUCAAAUCCGAAAAUGGCCUCCUUAGUUUUAACGAAACGCAGCAUGGUCAUCGAAGCUGACAAAUCCGUUCACUCUCAAUUGCGUUUGAUCACCUUCUCCGACGGGCCACCGUAUGAAACUUUGCAUGCAAUAAGCAAAACUAUGGCGCCUUAUUUCAAAAGUUACGUAAAGGAAACAGGCCGCGCUCACAGAGACGGAGACAAAAUGGUACCAUUAGUGGAGAAAAAAAUUGCAGAACUUGAAAUGGGAUUGUUGCAUUUGCAGCAGAAUAUUGACAUUCCAGAAAUUUCGCUACCUGUCCAUCCAAUUGUCGCGCAAAUCAUCAAACAAUGCGAGGAAGAAGGUCGUAAGCCGAAAGUCGCUGACUUCGGAGAUAAAGUGGAAGAUUCAACGUUUCUGAACCAAUUGCAGAACGGUGUGAACAGAUGGAUUAAAGAGAUUCAGAAAGUGACUAAACUGAAUCGAGAUCCGGAAUCGGGCACGGCACUCCAAGAAAUAUCUUUCUGGCUAAAUCUCGAGAGGGCAUUGCAUCGUAUUCAAGAGAAGCGAGAAAGUAUCGAAAUCUCCUUGACACUCGACAUACUCAAACAUGGCAAGCGAUUUCAUGCUACCGUGAGCUUCGAUACCGACACCGGCCUGAAACAGGCGCUGGCCACGGUGAACGACUAUAAUCCGUUGAUGAAAGAUUUCCCGAUCAACGAUCUAUUGUCGGCUACCGAAUUAGAAAGAAUACGCAGCAGCGUGCAGCAGAUUUUCAUGCACUUGAGAAAGAUAAGAAGCACGAAAUACCCCAUUCAGAGAGUAUUGAGAUUGGUGGAAGCUAUCUCGAGAGAUUUAGGGCAACAGCUGCUCAAGGUGUUGGGUACGCGACGUUUGAUGCAUAUUCCGUUCGAUGAAUUCGAGAAAGUUAUGGGCCAGUGUUUCGAGGUGUUCACUACUUGGGACGACGAGUACGACAAGCUGACGGGGUUGCUGAGGGAUGUUGUGAAGAAAAAACGCGACGAACAUAUGAAAAUGGUGUGGCGAGUAUUGCCGGCGCACAAAAAAUUGCAGUCCAGAAUGGAACAUAUGCGUCGCUUCCGUCGGCAGCACGAACAAUUGAGAACGGUGAUAGUUCGCGUACUCAGGCCCGUUCGUCAAAACAGUAAUAACUCCACGAUGGAAAAUACCGAUAAUGACAAUGUAAAAGUAGAAUUCGCUUUGGACGCUGCGGAUGCUAAUGCGAUUAGUGAAGUUAAUUUGGCAUACGAGAAUGUGAAGGAGGUGGAUUGUCUGGAUAUCAGCAAGGAAGGGCAGGAAUCGUGGGAUGCCGCAGUGCACAGAUACGAGGAGCGUAUAGAGCGCGUGGAAGCAAGGAUAACGGCUCAUCUUCGAGAUCAAUUAGGUACGGCCAAAAAUGCAAACGAAAUGUUUCGGAUAUUCUCAAGAUUCAAUGCGCUCUUUGUGAGGCCGCAUAUUCGAGGCGCUAUCAGGGAAUAUCAGACGCAACUGAUACAGAGAGUCAAAGAUGAUAUCGAAGCAUUGCACGAAAAGUUUAAGGUUCAAUAUGCGCAAAGUAAAUGCUGCAGAAUGAGUAUGGUGAGAGACUUACCACCUGUCGCCGGAUCUAUAAUAUGGGUUAAACAAAUUGAUUAUCAGUUGACGAUGUAUUUAAAACGCGUUGAAGAUGUCUUAGGUAAAGGAUGGGAAAGCCAUAUCGAAGGUCAGAAACUGAAAGCCGACGGUGAUAGCUUCCGUAUGAAGCUAUCGACGCAAGAGAUUUUCGACGAGUGGGCGCGUAAGGUGCAAGCACGAAAUCUCGGUGUAACCGGGCGUAUCUUUACUAUCGAAAGUGUGCGUUCGAGAACAGGACGCGGCAAUGUAUUAAAGUUGAAAGUGAAUUUCCUCCCUGAGAUUAUUACACUAUCCAAAGAAGUGAGGAACUUGAGAAACCUCGGAUUCCGUGUUCCUCUACCUAUCGUGAAUAAGGCUCAUCAGGCUAACCAGCUAUAUCCCUUUGCCAUCAGUUUGAUCGAAAGUAUUAGAACUUAUGAGAGAACACUAGAAAAGCUUACCAAUCGGAGUCCCCAUUGUCCCGCACUAAAGAUCGAAGACAAAGCUAGUAUUAUACCCUUGGUUGCUGGUAUGCGUAAGGAUGUCCUGUUAUUGAUCUCUGAGGGUAUUGCAUUGGUUUGGGAAAGCUACAAACUUGAUCAAUACGUGCAACGUCUGUCAGAAGCCGUGGUUUCUUUUCAAGAAAGGGUAGAGGAUCUUCUGGUUGUAGAGGAACAACUAGACGUUGAUGUUCGUUCUCUUGAAACGUGUCCUUAUUCCGCAAAUACCUUUGCCGACAUACUGUCCAAGAUCCAGAAGUCAGUAGAUGAACUAUCUUUGAAGAACUAUUCCAACUUGCAUAUCUGGGUAGCAAGACUCGAUGAAGAAGUGGAGAAAAAUUUGGCCGCUAGAUUGGAAGCUGGAAUAAAAGCGUGGACUGAUGCGCUGACAGGUCAUAAAAAAGAGGUGGACCUGAGUAUGGAUACGGAUGCUCCUGCACAGCCGACGCACAAGCCCGGCGGCGACCCUAAGAUUCAAAAUCAGAUCCACGAAGUUCGAAUUACGAAUCAAACUAUGUAUUUGUAUCCUAGUAUUGAAGACGCAAGAUUUCAGAUAAUGCAGCAAUUAUUUGCAUGGCAGGCAAUUGUUACAUCGCAAAUCCGUCUCCAAAGUUCCAGAUAUCAGGUUGGAUUAGAUAAACCCGAAUCAGGCACGUAUAGAAAUUUGCUUACGAAGUUGCCCUCUGGUAAGCAACCACUGGAGGCGGCAUAUGAAGCGGUCGAAUCUAAAAUGAAAGAUGUUGCUGAUUACGUUGACCAGUGGCUACGUUAUCAAGCUCUUUGGGAUCUACAACCGGGCAAUCUCUAUGGCAAGUUAGGCGAAAAUAUUAAUUUAUGGAUGAAGUGUCUCAACGAUAUAAAGAAGACGAGAACUACUUUCGACACUUCCGACACUAGACGUGAAUUCGGACCAAUGAUUAUAGAUUUUGCGAAGGUGCAGAGUAAAGUCUCGCUAAAAUACGACUCGUGGCAUAAAGAGACCUUGGGUAAAUUCGGAACACUUCUUGGUAAUGAAAUGGCCAGUUUUCACGCACAAGUAUCGAAAUCUAGGAGCGAUCUAGAACAACAAUCCAUUGAAGCAGCCAGCACAUCUGACGCAGUUGGCUUCAUAACGUAUGUCCAAUCCUUAAAGCGUAAAAUGAAAGCUUGGGAAAAGCAGGUCGAUGUGUAUCGCGAGGGUCAAAGGAUACUCGAACGUCAAAGAUUCCAAUUCCCGUCUUCUUGGCUGCACGUGGAUAAUAUAGAAGGAGAGUGGGGCGCAUUCAACGAAAUCAUAAAACGCAAGGACACUAGCAUUCAAACUCAGGUUGCCUCCUUACAAAUGAAAAUUGUCGCCGAGGACAAAGCGGUCGAAACAAGAACCACCGAUUUCCUCAGCGAUUGGGAGAGGGGAAAACCUGUGGAGGGCCAUUUGCGACCAGACGAUGCUUUGCAACAGUUGCAAUUAUUCGAGAGCAAAUUUGCCAGACUUAAGGAAGAAAGGGAUAAUGUUGCGAAAGCGAAAGAGGCGUUGGAAUUACAAGAGCCGGGUGGAAUAUCGACCAGUGAAGACAGAAUGCAGGUGGUGUUUGAAGAAUUGCAAGACUUGAGAGGAGUUUGGUCGGAAUUGUCGAAGAUAUGGACACAAAUCGACGAGACGCGUGAGAAACCUUGGCUCUCCGUGCAGCCGCGAAAGUUGCGCCAGCAAUUAGACACGAUGAUGGCGCAACUGAAGGAACUCCCAGCGAGAUUGAGGCAAUAUUCCUCGUAUGAAUACGUGAAAAAGAUGUUGCAGAGUUACACGAAAGUGAACAUGUUGAUCGUAGAAUUGAAGUCGGACGCGCUCAAGGAAAGACAUUGGAAGCAGUUGACGAAACAGCUCAGAGUGAAUUGGGUGUUGAGCGAACUUACCCUCGGCCAAGUCUGGGAUGUGAAUCUUCAGAAAAACGAGGGUAUAGUCAAGGACAUUAUUCUGGUGGCUCAAGGAGAAAUGGCUCUCGAGGAAUUCUUGAAGCAAGUGCGCGAGUCUUGGCAGACUUACGAGUUAGAUUUGAUAAAUUAUCAGAACAAAUGCAGACUGAUACGCGGUUGGGACGAUUUAUUUAAUAAGGUGAAAGAACACAUCAAUUCAGUGGCCGCCAUGAAGUUAUCGCCGUAUUACAAAGUGUUCGAGGAAGAGGCCUUAACUUGGGAGGAAAAGUUAAACCGAAUCAAUGCCCUGUUCGACGUGUGGAUAGAUGUGCAACGACGAUGGGUUUAUCUCGAAGGCAUUUUCUCCGGUAGCGCGGACAUCAAGACGUUAUUACCGGUGGAGACGUCGCGUUUCCAAAGUAUCAGUUCCGAAUUUCUCGGCUUGAUGAAGAAAGUCUCCAAGUCACCUAUGGUUACGGACGUUCUGAACAUCCCGGGCGUUCAGAGAGCGCUCGAACGUCUCGCCGAUCUUCUCGGUAAGAUACAAAAGGCGCUGGGAGAAUAUUUGGAGAGAGAACGAACAUCUUUCCCGCGAUUUUACUUCGUCGGCGAUGAAGACUUGUUGGAAAUUAUUGGCAAUAGCAAAAAUAUCGCACGACUGCAAAAGCACUUCAAGAAGAUGUUCGCCGGUGUAGCCGCUAUUUUGCUGAACGACGAUAAUACGAUUAUUACCGGUAUCGCGUCGCGCGAGGGUGAAGAAGUUAUAUUCCAAAGUCCGGUGUCUACGAUCGAUUAUCCCAAGAUUAACGAAUGGUUGACGCUGGUCGAGAAGGAAAUGCGCGUGACGCUCGCCUCGAGCCUCGCGAAAGCCGUACAGGAUAUCAAACAGUUCAAGGACGGCAAUAUUAAUCCGCAGGCAUUUAUGACAUGGUGCGACAAUUAUCAGGCUCAGAUAAUAGUUCUAGCUGCGCAGAUUCUGUGGUCCGAAGACGUGGAGGCUGCGCUUCACGAGGCGCAAGCGGAUCCGAGCAAAAAUCCAUUGGAGAGAGUUCUGGUGCAAGUGGAGGGCACGUUGAACGUUUUGGCCGACUCCGUUCUUCAAGAGCAGCCACCUUUGAGGAGGAAAAAGUUGGAACACCUGAUCAACGAGUUCGUGCACAAGCGCACCGUCACCAGACGAUUGACCGCCAAUAAAGUUUCAAAUCCCAAGGCAUUCGAGUGGCUGUGCGAGAUGCGAUUCUACUUCGAUCCCAGACAAACGGAGGUGCUGCAGCAACUUACGAUACAUAUGGCGAACGCCAAGUUCUUCUAUGGAUUCGAGUACCUGGGAGUUCAGGACAGAUUGGUGCAGACCCCGUUGACCGAUAGGUGUUAUCUAACGAUGACCCAAGCUUUGGAGGCCCGGCUCGGUGGAUCGCCGUUCGGACCCGCCGGUACGGGAAAGACCGAAUCCGUAAAAGCUUUAGGACACCAACUCGGAAGAUUCGUAUUGGUGUUUAAUUGCGACGAGACAUUCGAUUUUCAGGCUAUGGGCCGUAUAUUUGUCGGUCUUUGUCAAGUGGGCGCGUGGGGUUGCUUCGACGAAUUCAAUCGCUUGGAGGAGCGCAUGUUGUCCGCCGUUUCUCAACAAGUGCAGACAAUUCAGGAGGCGCUUAAGAGCCAGAUGGAAGGCAAAAGAGAGGGAACUCUCUGUGUCGAAUUAGUCGGGAAACAAGUCAAAGUCUCGACGGAUAUGGCUAUUUUCAUUACCAUGAAUCCCGGAUAUGCCGGACGCUCCAACUUGCCGGACAAUCUCAAGAAACUUUUCCGAUCGCUCGCUAUGACCACCCCUGAUCGUCAACUUAUUGCCGAAGUGAUGCUUUUCAGCCAGGGAUUCCGAUCCGCGGAAAAAUUAGCGUGCAAAAUUGUCCCAUUCUUCAAGCUCUGCGACGAACAACUUUCCAAUCAAUCGCAUUACGACUUUGGAUUACGUGCUCUUAAGUCCGUACUGAUAUCUGCCGGAAACGUGAAACGCGAUCGUAUACAGAAAAUUAAGGAGGGCAUGCAGAAUCGUGGUGAAACCAAUAUCGACGAAGCCUCUAUCGCAGAAAAUCUGCCCGAGCAAGAGAUACUCAUUCAGUCCGUAUGCGAAACGAUGGUUCCGAAAUUAGUUGCCGAGGAUAUUCCGUUGUUGUUCAGUUUACUUAGCGACGUGUUCCCUAACGUAAAUUAUACACGCGCAGAAAUGAAAGGACUAAAAGAUCAAAUUAGGAAAGUAUGUGCCGAGGAAUAUCUGGUGUGUGGCGAAGGAGACGAGCAAGGAGGUGCUUGGCAAGAAAAGGAAUCGGUUGGUGAGACGUGGGUAGAAAAGGUACUUCAAUUAUAUCAAAUCUGUAAUUUGAAUCACGGCUUAAUGAUGGUCGGUCCAAGCGGUUCAGGCAAAACCAUGGCGUGGAAGGUGCUGCUCAAAGCGUUGGAGCGAUUCGAAGGCGUGGAGGGUGUCGCCCACGUAAUUGACCCUAAGGCGAUCAGCAAAGAAACGUUAUACGGCGUGUUAGACCCGAACACGCGCGAAUGGACGGACGGUUUGUUCACGCACAUACUGAGAAAGAUCAUCGAUAACGUCCGAGGAGAAAUCAACAAACGGCAGUGGAUCAUAUUCGACGGCGACGUCGACCCGGAAUGGGUGGAGAAUUUGAACUCGGUGUUGGAUGACAAUAAACUUCUUACUCUGCCCAAUGGCGAGCGUUUGAGCUUACCGCCGAACGUGAGAGUGAUGUUUGAGGUGCAAGAUUUGAAAUACGCGACCUUGGCCACUGUGUCGCGCUGCGGUAUGGUUUGGUUCUCGGAGGACGUGCUGUCGACGGAAAUGAUAUUCGAGAAUUACAUGCUGCGUCUGCGAAACAUCCCGCUGGAAGACGGAGAGGAGGACAAUCUCGGGAAGAAAACCGCGGAGAAAGAGGACACUGUGUCACCGGCAUUGGCGGUGCAGAGGGAAGUCGCCAGUAACAUGCAAAGUUACUUCGCACCCGACGGUUUAGUGGUGAGAUGCUUGGAAUACGCGAUGAAGCAAGAGCAUAUAAUGGAUUUCACGCGCUUACGAGCUCUCAGUUCCCUGUUCUCCAUGUUGAAUCAAGCCGUUCGCAAUGUAUUGCAAUACAAUCACUCUCACACGGACUUCCCUCUGCCGAGCGAGCAGUUGGAACGUUACAUGCCGAAAUGCUUGGUUUAUGCGCUCCUGUGGAGCUUCGCCGGAGACGCCAAGUUAAAAGUCAGAUCCGACCUCGGUGAUUUCGUACGGUCCAUCACGACUGUGCCGUUACCGUCUCAGAAUAACAUACCGAUUAUAGACUUUGAGGUGAACAUACACGGCGAGUGGUUACCUUGGAGCAACAAAGUUCCCCAAAUCGAGGUGGAGACUCACAAAGUAGCCAGUCCAGAUAUCGUUGUACCGACUUUAGACACUGUGAGACACGAAAGUUUAUUGUAUACUUGGUUAGCCGAGCACAAACCUUUGGUGCUUUGUGGACCACCCGGCUCCGGCAAAACCAUGACGCUAUUUUCCGCUCUGCGGGCGCUGCCGGACAUGGAAGUUGUCGGAUUGAACUUUUCUUCCGCAACGACACCGGAAUUGUUGCUCAAAACGUUUGAUCAUUACUGCGAAUAUCGCAAAACACCUAACGGUGUCAUACUUUCCCCGGUGCAGUUGGGCAAGUGGCUGGUUUUAUUCUGCGAUGAAAUCAAUUUGCCGGACAUGGAUAAUUACGGGACGCAGCGUGUAAUCUCCUUCCUGAGGCAAUUGGUCGAGCAUCGAGGUUUCUACAGGACAAGCGACCAAGCAUGGGUCACAUUGGAAAGAAUUCAGUUUGUCGGCGCGUGUAAUCCACCCACAGAUCCCGGCAGGAAACCCCUCAGUCACAGAUUCCUGCGACACGUGCCCGUUAUUUAUGUCGAUUAUCCUGGGGAAACUUCCUUGAAGCAAAUUUAUGGCACAUUCACGCGUGCUAUGCUUAGACUAACACCUUCCCUAAGAGGUUACGCGGAGCCCUUGACAAACGCAAUGGUGGAGUUUUACCUGGCCUCUCAAGAAAGAUUUACACAGGAUAUGCAGCCACAUUACGUGUAUUCUCCGCGAGAAAUGACACGUUGGGUGCGCGGCAUUUGCGAAGCCAUUAGACCACUGGAUAAUCUCUCUGUGGAGGGUUUAGUGCGUUUGUGGGCCCACGAGGCUCUUCGCUUAUUCCAGGACAGAUUGGUGGAAGAUUCUGAGAGAGCUUGGACCAACAAGAAUAUAGACACAGUAGCUUUGAAACACUUCAUGUCGGUCGAUCGGGAAAAAGCAUUGGCUAGACCAAUCUUGUACAGUAACUGGCUAUCGAAGGACUAUGUUCCAGUGAACAGGCAGGAAUUGAGAGACUACGUCCGAGCGAGGUUGAAAGUAUUUUACGAGGAGGAAUUAGAUGUGCCGUUGGUACUAUUUGACGAAGUCCUCGAACAUGUUCUACGAAUUGACAGAAUUUUCCGACAGCCUCAGGGACACUUGUUGCUUAUCGGUGUCUCUGGCGCUGGAAAGACGACUCUGUCGAGAUUUGUUGCAUGGAUGAAUGGCUUGUCUAUCUUCCAAAUUAAGGUGCACAAUAAAUACACCGGUGAAGACUUCGACGAAGAUCUGCGUCAAGUACUGAGACGAUCCGGCUGUAAAGAUGAGAAAAUAGCUUUCAUUCUCGAUGAAUCUAACGUGUUAGAUUCCGGUUUCCUCGAACGUAUGAACACGUUGCUCGCCAAUGGAGAAGUACCCGGGUUGUUCGAAGGUGACGAGUACACGACGCUUAUGACGCAAUGUAAGGAGGGUGCUCAACGAGAAGGCCUAAUGUUAGAUUCUAACGAAGAAUUGUAUAAAUGGUUUACCGGCCAAGUUAUGAAAAAUCUGCAUGUCGUGUUCACGAUGAAUCCAAGCACGGACGGUCUGAAGGAUCGCGCGGCAACGUCACCGGCGUUGUUUAACAGAUGCGUGCUGAAUUGGUUCGGUGAUUGGUCGGACAACGCGUUAUUCCAAGUUGGCAAGGAGUUUACCAAUCGCGUGGAUCUGGAAAGACCCAUGUGGAAGUGUCCUGACUUCUUCCCGUCUGUGUGCUCUUUGAUUCCGUCGCAACCAUCGCACAGAGAUGCUGUUAUAAACGCGUGUGUGUACGUUCAUCAGACCUUGCAUAAAGCGAAUACGCGAUUAGCCAAGAGAGGCGCGAGAACCAUGGCUAUCACGCCGCGCCAUUACUUGGACUUCAUCAAUCACUUUGUGAAGCUGUAUCAGGAAAAGAGGAGCGACUUGGAAGAACAACAGUUGCAUUUGAACGUCGGUCUGAGCAAAAUCGCCGAAACGGUGGAACAAGUGGAAGAAAUGCAGAAGAGUUUAGCUGUGAAAUCUCAGGAAUUACAAGCUAAGAACGAAGCUGCUAACGCGAAAUUGAGGCAGAUGGUCAAAGAUCAACAGGAAGCAGAGAAGAAGAAAGUGCAGAGCCAAGAGAUCCAGCAGCAGUUGCGUAUGCAAACGGUGGCGAUCAAUGAGAAAAGGGACGAUGUCAUGGCCGAUCUCGCUCAAGUCGAACCAGCCGUUAUCGAUGCCCAAAACGCGGUGAAAUCGAUAAAGAAACAACAUCUGGUCGAGGUUCGUUCUAUGGCGAACCCGCCGGCGAUUGUGAAGGUUGCUUUGGAAUCUAUCUGUUUAUUGCUUGGUGAAAAUGCCAGCGACUGGAAGUCGAUCCGCGCUGUCAUCAUGAGGGACAAUUUUAUCAAUACUAUUGUCUCUAAUUUUAGUACUGAGGACAUUACCGAUGAGGUGAGGGAAAAAAUGAAGAGUCGCUAUUUGAGCAACCCUGAUUACAACUUCGAGAAAGUGAAUCGAGCUAGUUUGGCUUGCGGCCCUAUGGUGAAAUGGGCCAUAGCGCAGAUCGAAUACGCGGAUAUGUUGAAGCGAGUUGAACCGCUACGCGAUGAACUUCAUUCUUUGGAACGACAAGCGGAAACUAAUAAACUAAAGGGCGAAGAGGUGAAGGAUUUGAUAGCUCAACUGGAGCAGAGUAUAGCGUCGUAUAAGGAAGAAUAUGCCCAGCUGAUUUCGCAAGCGCAAGCCAUCAAGGCCGAUUUGGAGAGCGUGCAGGCCAAGGUGGACAGAUCGAUCGCCUUGUUGAAGUCUUUGGUUAUAGAAAGGGAGAGAUGGGAAGCAACGAGUGAAACGUUUAAGAGUCAAAUGUCCACAAUAAUCGGGGAUGUUCUGCUGUCUUCCGCGUUCCUGGCUUAUGCCGGUUAUUUCGAUCAACAUUACCGCCAAAAUCUCUUUAGUACAUGGUGCCAGCAUCUGCAACACGCGAAUCUACAAUUCAGACCUGAUAUCGCUAGAACGGAGUAUCUUUCUAAUCCGGACGAGCGUUUGAGAUGGCAAGCGAACGCAUUACCCACCGACGAUCUGUGCACCGAAAAUGCGAUUAUGCUGAAGCGCUUCAACAGAUACCCGUUGAUCAUCGACCCGUCCGGGCAAGCGACGGAGUUCAUCAUGAAUGAAUUUAAGGACCGAAAAAUCACCAAGACCAGCUUCCUGGACGAUUCGUUCAGGAAAAAUCUCGAGAGCGCUCUGCGUUUUGGCAAUCCUUUGUUGGUCCAAGACGUCGAGAAUUACGAUCCGAUACUGAAUCCCGUGUUGAACAGAGAACUGAGGCGAACCGGCGGACGCGUGUUGAUCACGCUCGGCGACCAGGACAUUGACCUCUCGCCGUCUUUCGUGAUCUUCCUGUCGACGAGAGAUCCGACGGUGGAAUUCCCACCGGACAUUUGUUCGCGCGUGACGUUCGUCAACUUCACCGUUACCAGGAGUUCGCUGCAGAGUCAGUGCUUGAAUCAAGUGCUGAAGGCUGAACGUCCGGACAUCGACGAGAAGAGGUCCGACCUGCUGAAACUUCAGGGCGAGUUCCAUCUGAGAUUGCGCCAGCUGGAGAAAUCCCUGUUGCAAGCGUUGAACGACGCGAAAGGUAAGAUACUCGAUGACGAUUCCGUGAUCACUACUCUGGAGACCUUGAAGCAGGAGGCCGCCGACAUCAGCAAGAAGGUGGAGGAAACGGACAAAGUCAUUGCGGAGAUCGAGACGGUGUCGCAGCAGUAUAUGCCUCUGUCACAGGCGUGUUCCAACAUGUACUUCACGAUGGACAGCCUCAACCAAGUACACUUCUUGUAUCAGUAUUCGUUGAAGAUGUUCCUGGACAUCUUCACGUCCGUAUUGUCGCAGAAUCCGAAAUUAUCCGGCCUAUCGGAUUACACACAGAGAUUAUCGCUCAUCACGCGCGACUUGUUCUCCGUCUGCUACGAACGUGUCGCGCGAGGGAUGCUCCAUACGGACCGAUUAACAUUCGCCCUCUUGCUCUGCCGUAUUCACCUGAAGGGCAUACCGACCGAGUCCACUUACGACAGCGAGUUCACGUUCUUCCUGCGCGGCAAGGAAGGUGUGCUUAAUAUCCGAGGUCCACCGGUGUCUAAUCUCAGUUCGGAGCAGCAAGAAGCGAUGAUGCGGCUGAGCAUAAGAUUGCCCGCCUUUAAGAAGCUCACGGAGAAGAUACAGGAAAAUAUGGAGUUCGGGCCGUGGCUGCAGUCACCCACACCCGAGACGUGCGUACCGAAGCUCUGGGACGAGGAGAAGCCGCUGUCACCGACCGGGACGGCGAUGCACGAGUUGCUGGCGAUACAAGCCUUCCGGCCGGAUCGCGUGAUCGCGGCCGCAUCCUUGGUGAUGACCUCCGCCUUUGGCGAGUCCUUCAUGCCAAAUGCAGAAGCCGAGCUCGACCUCGCGUCCGUCGUGGAGAACCAACUGAAGGCGACCGUGCCGGCUCUGCUUUGCUCGGUGCCGGGCUUCGACGCUUCCGGCCGAGUGGACGACUUGGCCGCGGAAUUGGGCAAGCAGAUAGCCAGCAUCGCGAUCGGCUCGGCGGAAGGGUUCAAUCAGGCCGACAGAGCGAUAAACAUGGCCGUGAAGGCCGGCAGAUGGGUGCUGCUGAAGAACGUGCAUCUCGCGCCGCAGUGGCUGGUACAGUUGGAGAAGAAACUGCACAGCCUGCAGCCGCACGCCGGUUUCCGCCUGUUCCUCACGAUGGAGAUCAAUCCUAAGGUGCCGGUGAAUCUGCUCCGAGCCGGUAGGAUCUUCGUGUUCGAACCGCCUCCCGGUAUACGAGCGAACUUGCUACGCACGUUCAGCACCGUGCCAGCCUCGAGGAUGAUGCGGGCGCCCAACGAGAGGGCCCGCCUCUACUUCUUGCUCGCGUGGUUCCACGCGAUCGUGCAGGAACGGCUGCGUUACGCGCCGCUAGGCUGGGCUAAACACUACGAAUUCAAUGAGAGCGACUUGAGAGUCGCCUGCGACACCCUGGACACUUGGAUCGAGGCGACGGCCAUGGGCCGAACGAAUCUACCACCCGAGAAGGUGCCCUGGGACGCUUUAGUGACGCUGCUCUCUCAGUGUAUUUAUGGCGGUAAGAUCGACAAUGACUUCGAUCAACGUCUACUGGCGUCUUUCUUGCGCAAGCUCUUCACACCGCGCUCGUUCGAGGCCGACUUUGCUUUAGUCGCCAACGUAGACGGCGCGCAAGGUAAUCAGAGGCAUAUCACGAUGCCGGAUGGCACCAGGCGAGAUCAUUUCUUGAAGUGGAUCGAGUCUCUCUCGGAUAGGCAAACACCUUCCUGGCUUGGUCUGCCGAAUAACGCGGAAAAGGUGCUCCUGACCACGAGAGGCACAGAUUUGGUCUCCAAGCUUCUCAAGAUGCAGCAACUGGAGGACGAAGAUGAAUUGGCGUACUCGAACGACGAAUCUUUAGAUACUCCAAGAGAAGCUGAAGCGGACGGUCGACCUUCGUGGAUGCGAACCUUACACAACUCGGCAUCGACUUGGUUACAGUUACUCCCAAAGAAUCUGCCGACUCUGAAGAGAACGGUCGAGAAUAUCAAAGAUCCUCUGUAUAGAUACUUUGAGAGAGAGGUGAACAGCGGGGCAAAAUUACUUCAAGAUGUCAUACACGAUUUGGAAGAUGUCGUAUUAAUUUGUCAGGGCGAGAAAAAACAGACUAAUUACCAUAGAACAAUGCUGUCCGAAUUAGUAAAGGGUAUCUUGCCUGGUGGUUGGAGGAGAUACACUGUACCGAGAGGUUGUACGGUUAUACAAUGGAUCACUGAUUUUAGUCAUCGAGUCUCGCAGCUGCAGGAAGUUUCGCGUUUGGUAUCUCAAGGUGGAGCCAAGGAAAUAAAGAGUUUCCCGGUUUGGCUCGGUGGCUUGCUGAAUCCCGAGGCUUACAUCACCGCGACCAGACAGUGUAUCGCGCAGGCCAAUAGCUGGUCACUCGAGGAAUUACAGUUGAACGUAACUAUCGGCGAUGGCGAUAACAUUGCCACGGACGAUUGCUCUUUCGCCGUUACUGGCCUGAAACUGCAAGGCGCGCAAUGUAAGGAUAAUCAGCUGUAUUUAACAUCGACUAUUAUGACCGAUUUGCCGGUGACGAUGCUGCGAUGGAUACGAUCCUCCACGGAGGAUAUUAGGAAGGGCAAAUUAUCCUUACCGGUUUAUCUCAACAGUACUCGUACCGAACUGUUGUUCACAGUUGAUUUAAAUAUUGCUCCUAGUCAAGAACCGCAUAGUUUCUAUGAAAGAGGAGUCGCUGUCUUAACAUCCACCGCUUUGAAUUAAUAACUACUUAAUAACCGACUUUUAGUGCGGACUGUGCCGCUUGUAUUACCGCAAGAAUUAUUAUGACCGCGAUAAGUAAAAGCAGUUCGAGACGCGUUGCUACGUGUUAAAAUGUUUAUAAAAUAAAAGGAGUUACGGUAAUUUACGACUUGCUACAAGUCUGGAAUGCAUAUAUACAAAGAUAUUAAAAAAAAAAAUGUAAUUUACAUCAAUUGCUUUCAAGUCAUUAAAAUAUUUUGUGCUAAAUGUAUGAUUAGAAACGGAUAUUUUCGAUGUGUUCGCGCGUAUAUAAUUAAAUGUAUAUUAUUCAUUUCUGAGAAUUAACACAUUUUCACACAGAAAGGAGAUUGUAAUGUAAUAUAUAGAGUUUAUGAUUUUAUAUAUGUUCGAACUUAAAAUAUAUGAUUUUUCAUAACAAAGUUACAUUACGUUUAUUCAGAUGUAAGUAUAUGCAAAUAAGUAUAUCACAGUAUUAGUGUUUAUAACAGAAACUUGAUGGCAUCUAAUAAAGUACUAUUAUAAUAUUUAUUCCCUACUAUUUAUGUGCAAUCAUUAUUUAAUAGUUAUAUUGUAUGCACGUGUAUGUAAAUUAUGUGAGGUAGAAAUUUUCUGUAAUUAUUAAUAAUUAUUUCGAUCAGCGAAUUCUGCUCCAUUAAAUUUGAUUUUGAACUAUAUGGAGAACAUUACUCGGAGUAACAUUCAGAAAGUUUCAACUGUUGUCCAUUGUCUAUUAAAAAGUCACUAAUAAAAGAAGUUAAAUGAAAAGAA
Messenger RNA from Dinoponera quadriceps, 14948 nucleotides. RefSeq names its product dynein heavy chain, cytoplasmic (gene Dhc64C). Bases 192 to 14180 code for a protein of 4662 amino acids. Lineage: Eukaryota; Metazoa; Arthropoda; Insecta; Hymenoptera; Formicidae. Gene Ontology annotation, biological process: microtubule-based movement. Gene Ontology annotation, molecular function: ATP hydrolysis activity; dynein light intermediate chain binding; dynein intermediate chain binding. The transcript is spliced from 22 exons. The record is from RefSeq and is a predicted model, not a curated record. Gene Ontology annotation, cellular component: dynein complex.